Messenger RNA from Microplitis mediator, 936 nucleotides. Its product is annotated as flavin reductase (NADPH)-like. The record is from RefSeq and is a predicted model, not a curated record. Bases 173 to 799 code for a protein of 208 amino acids. NCBI's taxonomy places the organism in Eukaryota, Metazoa, Arthropoda, Insecta, Hymenoptera, Braconidae. The transcript has 4 exons.
AAUAAAUAUAAUAAAAGUUUCACAACUGAAGUACAGUGCUGCGAUAUUAGCCGGUGGAAAUUUAAAUUCUGGUGUUUUAAUCGCGUUAUAAAAAAAAUAAUUUUAAAUUUUAAAUUCUAUUAAAGCAAAUUUAUAUUUAAUUUUAUUAAAUUGAAUACAUAAUAUAUUAAUUAUGAAGAAAAUUAUUAUAUUCGGUUCCACUGGUAUGACUGGUCUUUGCGCAUUAGAUCAUGCCGUUAAAAAAGGACAUGAAAUAACUGUUUUUGUAAGGGAUGAAAAAAAAAUUCCUGAGCACGUCAACGGCAAAGUAAAAACAGUAAUUGGAAAUGUUAUCAAUUAUGAACAAGUAGAGAAGGCUAUGGUUGAUCAGGAAGGGGUUGUAGUUGUUUUGGGAACAAGGAAUGAUUUAAAACCUACGACUGAAUUAUCUGAAGGGAUGAUAAACAUAAUUAGAGCUAUGAAAAAAAAUAAUGUACAGUUGGUGUCAGUUUGUUUGUCGGCAUUUUUAUUUAGACCACCGGAAAGAGUUCCAAAAAUGUUUGUAGAUUUGAAUGCUGAUCAUCAGCGGAUGUUUGAUGCUAUCAAAGACAGCGGACUCAACUGGAUUGCUAUUUUGCCACCUCACAUUUCAAGUUUACCGAACUUGAAUUAUGUUAUCAAACAUGAUGAAUCUCCGGGUCAUAUUAUUUCAAAAUAUGGAUUAGGUGAAUUUUUAGUUGAUAGUCUGGACCAACCUGAACAUUAUCAAAAAGUUUGUGGGAUCGCUAUUAAUUUUAUGCAACUCUGUCACAUACAAUAAAUUUUUAUUUCAAAUGAUUUCAUGACAUAAAAUUACUAUUUCAAUGGAAAAUUUAAAAAAAGGGGUUGAAUGCUGGUCUUUCACUGUAAUUGAAGACUGGGUGGUUUAUCUUGCGACGAUAAAAAUAAAUAAAAACA